GUCAAAGCACCGAAAAUAUCCCGUUUUGCAUUUGUGUGAUUUUUGUGCUUGAAGAAACUCAAAUAUAGCGAAAAUUUAUGUGAAUUUGUUUACAAAUUGUAGUGUGCCACUAGUUGAACAAGCAUCCACGUUAUUAUUGAAGCUAAAUUUACUGCGGAUCAUUCGGUAUAACUGUGGAAAGCAAAGAAAUCAUGAAAUUUAUGUAACGUGGUCAGCAAUAGGGAGCCGGUCAAUUUCUGCAACAUAACGAUGACGUCUAUGACAUUUGGCCAGAAAAAGUUCAUUCCAACUGCACCGGAAAAAGGAAGUUUCCCACUGGAUCACGGCGGUCAGUGCCGCAAACUUAUGCUGUUCUAUAUGCGCUGCUUGCGACAAAACGCCGACGAUAAUUCCGCCUGCCGCGAACAAUCCAAAGCCUAUCUGCAGUGCCGUAUGGACAACGAUCUAAUGGCAAGGGAAGAUUUUUCCAAACUUGGCUACAGUGAAAGUGAAAACAAAAAAGAACAAACCUAA
Anopheles funestus (African malaria mosquito) is the source of this 513-nucleotide messenger RNA. RefSeq names its product cytochrome c oxidase assembly protein COX19. Bases 250 to 513 code for a protein of 87 amino acids. Gene Ontology annotation, biological process: mitochondrial respiratory chain complex IV assembly. The transcript has 2 exons. The record is from RefSeq and is a predicted model, not a curated record. Gene Ontology annotation, cellular component: mitochondrial intermembrane space. Lineage: Eukaryota; Metazoa; Arthropoda; Insecta; Diptera; Culicidae.